CCUCCAGUAGUUUGUUUUUUGCUCCACAUUCCAGCAUCAGCAGUGUCUUGUGUCUCUUAGUUAAAAGGGGUUUGACCAAAAGAGUGGCUACAAUUCCUGGACUCGGAAUAGAUGUUUACAGAACCACCCUUGUGACAGUUGGUUCACACAGAGGCCAUCCCACACCUUGCUGGACCCAGAUUGCAGUGUUGUCUAUUGUUCAUUUCCCAAUCACAGUCCUCUUGCUUUAUAGUCUCCAGUUUUUAGUUGGUAUUCCUGAUCUUGAUAUAAUUAAUUCUGUCGUUGAGCCUCUGGCUGGGCUACUUGGCCUGUAAAACCUGAGGGAAAAUAUUUUAAAUGUUCACUUUGAAUUAUUCCGUAUUAGUGGAUGUAUAAAGUAUAGGGAAAAAAGAUGUUGGAUUUUCGGUUUCGGUUCGCUUCGUAACAAUGUUUUACUGACGUCGAAACGAGGUUCAAUGUGAUGUCUUUCAGGAUGCCAAUGAUUGGCGUUGGUUCCCAUAACUAUCCUUGUUUCCGCAAUCUGCUCCCUGCCCUUAUUCCCGGAAUGAAUGGAUGUGGCGGAGUUCGACCGCUCGGCCUGGUGGUGCUAUGAAUCGGUUUUUGGUCUCUCCGCUCGCUUCCCUGGCGCUCGGAAGUUAUGGCGGAAGUUGUUCGCUGACUGGAAUUCAAUCGCUCGAAGCUGAGCGAGGGAAUGCCGCUGUACCCGUAAACGCUAAUUCUUGAGAUAACUAACAUCCACAGUAUUUUGCUUCUGUAUUGGACACAAGAAGGAUCUUGCCAGCACAGCACUUUGAAAAUGGACAUAGAAGAUUGCAAUGGUCGUGGUUACAUUUCUGGAAGCGGUGACUCUUCAAUGGACAAAGAAUUCCCUGGGGCAAUGGUGGGUCCCACAGUGAGCACACCCAACAGUCAGCACUCUUCACCCAGCCGUUCUUUGAGUGCCAACUCCAUCAAGGUUGAGAUGUACAGCGAUGAAGAGGCAGGGAAACUUCUGGCACAGGAGGAUGGCGCUAGUGAUAAAGAUGAAGCAGUCAUUGCGGAUGAGUCUUUGACGGAGCCGCUAGGAUUCUGUGAGGGCACGGGGCAGGGACCUCAUUCUCCUGGAGGGAUUCGCCUUCCUAAUGGAAAACUGAAGUGUGAUCUGUGCGGAAUGGUCUGCAUCGGACCGAAUGUUCUUAUGGUACAUAAAAGGAGCCACACUGGUGAACGCCCCUUCCAUUGUAACCAGUGCGGUGCCUCAUUCACGCAGAAAGGAAACCUCCUGCGGCACAUCAAAUUACACUCUGGGGAGAAGCCUUUUAAAUGUCCUUUCUGUAAUUAUGCCUGUCGGAGAAGGGAUGCACUCAGUGGACACCUCCGAACACAUGCAGUCUCUUCUCCCACCGUCGGCAAACCUUAUAAAUGUAACUACUGUGGGCGGAGUUACAAGCAGCAGAGUUCGCUGGAAGAGCACAAGGAACGUUGCCACAACUACCUGCAGAGUCUGAAUGCUGAGCCCCCACAGCCAUCUACUCAGCAAGCAGGGGAGGAGAGCCGUGACAUCGAUGUGAUGCCUGACCAUAUCCUUCAGCCGGCCCCUGACAGGCCUUCUUUUAUAGAUAGGCUUGCUAACAGCAUUGCAAAAAGAAAAAGAUCUACUCCACAGAAAUUUGUUGGUGAUAAACACAUGCGCCUCAACCUAUCUGAUGUUCACUUUGAGAUGAACUCCAGUUUUGAGAAGGAUGUAGAGAUGAUGGCUCCUCACCCCAUGGACCAGAAUUUGGGCAGUGCACUGUCCUAUCUAGGAACAGAAGCAAUGAGGCCUCCAAGGCUGCCCAUGACCAGUUGUUUGCCGGAGAUCACGCCCGUGAUCAGUGCUGUCUACUCGCAUGUACAUCCCAUCCACAGCCGAGCUGAGGCACAGGGAAGUCGAGAGGCAGCAGAAAGUCAUGAAGACAUGCCAGAAAAUCUGAAUUCUAGAGCAAAAAAUCAACUGGUAGAGCUUGGAGUAUCUCCAAGCAAUGGUUGUCAUGAUUCCACUGAUACAGAAAGCAGCCAUGAAGACAGGAAUGCCCAUGCUUUCCCUAGUAACUAUGUCACAAGGCAAAGCCCGGCCUAUUCCAAAGAGGACCCAAAGGCACAGGAGCCUCCAUCAUCUGCCAAAGCAGCUCAAAGCUCAGCCAAAGAGGUCCUAAGAGUCUUAAAUGAAGAUGGAGAACAAGUUAAGGCUUAUAAUUGUAACCACUGCCGGGUUCUCUUUCUUGACCAUGUAAUGUUUACCAUACACAUGGGUUGCCAUGGAUUCAGAGACCCUUUUGAGUGCAACAUCUGCGGCCACCACAGCCAAGAUCGGUACGAGUUCUCCUCACACAUUGUCCGAGGAGAACAUAAAGUGAGUUAGAGAGGGCCACAUGGACUACACUUUUCUACUCCCCUUGCACUGACUUCAUCUAAAGAAGGAGGUGUUCUUACUAGGGUUGGACAAGAUAAUUGUUUUCAGGGAUUAAUCUACAGAAUAAACGAGGGUUAAAUUCGGCUCCAAAUAAAACUAAGUGUUCUCCAUCUGGAAUAUUUUGUUGCAUCUUUGACAAAAAAUAUGCUUGCUUAAAUUCUCUUCUGUUGAAUUUCAGAGGAGGAAAAAUCCAUAUUUCUAGGGGCCCAAUUUUACAGUUAAUGAAUAUUCAGAUUAUGGUACUUUUUUCCGAGCACUGAUUUAUCUGUAAUGUAUAUAAAGGCAGUGUAGGUGGGUUUUAUGUAAUAGGUGAAUUCAAAAUGAGGCUUCAAUUCCUAUCAAAGCUUCCCAAUUAAUGGGAUUCAACUCUGUUUUAACCUUAUAGAUAAUUAAGCGUUCAACUGUUCUUUAAUCCUAAAGACCUUGUGUAACUUUAGAAGAGAAUCAUCCAGUGGAAACUACUGACCCUUUUUAGUGUCGUAUGAAUUCUUAACCUAGAUAAGUAGCAGUAAUUUAUCCAAAUGACAUGCAUCAAAGAGAACUACCUAUGUUUAUGCCUUUGUGGAAUUUGUCUUUGAAGUUUGAUAUUUUAUAAAUGCCCAUUUUUUUUAAACUAAUGAGGUUAGGAGUUGAACUAUCUAAACAUCUUGGCAAUUUUGACAUUUUUUUAUGAUGAAAGAGAUGAUGCCUGUAAUUGUUUUCUUAAAACCAGUUCAAAAACUGUGGAUUAAUCCCAGACCAACGUGACUUGGCUAUCAGUUACACAAUUAGGGUGUCCAGCCAGAUUCUGUAAUAGCAUUUUGGGGAGGGAGGGGUAGGCACAGGCUCAGUUCUAAUUUGUUGGCAAGAGUAACCCUUACAAAAUAACAGAUUUUAUCUGCUUCAGUUUGAAGAUGCCCAAUAACGUAGUAGUGAAUGUGCCUCCUUUGUCACUGUGGUUACAAAUUCAUAUCCUGUCAAUGGUUCACAUGUACUUGCCUACUGUCAGUGUGGUGAGUUUGACAAAUCCUGGGUUGAACCAAUGCACCAUCUAGUUCUGUGUCAAAUGACCAGCCUGUAUGCUGAGCCACAGACUACCCUGGCAAUAUGCAGGGUAACUAAGCCAUGGGCGUGAGAGUGGAAUUUGAGGAGCUAUUGUGGUGAAAUCGGACAAUUUAUGAAAUUAGUGUCAUAAGCAAUCCAAACUACCUCGUUCUAGCUGUUGGAUCUAAUAACUACCAUGACGCAACCUUGGCUGGUGAGAGGCUUUGAAUUGGUGGCUAAUGGUGAUAGCUAAGUAAUAUUUCCUUAUUCCCCUUCCUCUCACCAAGCUGUUUGAUGAUGUCACAGUGUCGCCAACCACUAAGAAAGUGUACACAAAUUGAAAUGCUCAGUCUUACUGGUGCAUGAUGGUUUCUGUUGUUCAGUACUUUCCGUGCUUGAAAGCACCAGUGCCCUGUUUGCAUAAAAUGUUGACUUUUGGCCUGACAGUACAGUUAAUGUGUAUACUUUCUGAAGUUCAAACCUUCUCCAAAGUCAGUAUUCCAAUCCAGUAACUACCAUGUGCAUGUUGAGUUUCUUUAGUUUUUGGCUGAAACACUGCAGUGCUGCUUACUCUGUGGGAAGAGGUAGCCAUCUGUGUUCAUGCUCACCAACACUGGAGCAGCAUUUGUACAAGAAGCUGUGAUGAAGUCUGGGUGUUUAUCUAGAAAUGUGCAGUUUUUAAAACUUUAAUCAUAUAAUAAAUAUUUUACUUUGGACCAAAUAAGGUUUACAGGCAGAGGGUUAAUAUAUUUUAAGCAAUUAAUGUGUUCUUGUCUAUUAAAAAGACUUUUCCAAAUGUUGACUUUUAAAUAGUGUCUGCAUUCAUAUUUAUAAUUUUAAAAUUCUGUAGUGUAAAAACUUCACACUCCUGUGGUUGUAGGUUCAAGUCCGUGGCUGAGGCAUAUCGGUCACAUUAAUGGUGAAUGGUAACCAGUUCUCAGUCUGCUGACUGGGUGUGACCUCUUGUGGGAGUUGGAUAUUGUCAGCUGCUCCACUCCAGUGAGAUGCAGGAAAAUUUUCCUUUGCUGAGGGGAGAAAAAGAAUGAAGAGAACUGGGAGAAGACUUUGCAUUCUGUAUGUCUUUAGUAAAGAAUGUUGGAUGAAUACACACAGCCAUUGUGAAAUAUCUGUAAGAGUUUAUUCAAAAUGGUUUUAUGGAGUUGAUAGAUUUUUGUAAAGAAGGAAACUCUGUGACAUCAUCAGUUUCCAAGACACCAGGGCAAAUUCUAGAUUAUAGCUUGCGAGGGGGACUUGAUGGGUUGUAGAUUUUUUUUUGUCCAACCCUAGUUUUUAUCAGAUAUUCAGUUAUUUAAUUAAUUUCUUUUGAACUGACACUUCUAGAAUUAUUUUCUGAAUUUGUUUAUUUAAAUUGUCUUUGCACAUUAGUAUGUUGCACACUUGUUAGCUUCCUAUUUCUUCUGUAGAUCCAAUGUCACAAUUCAUUUUCUUUUGCUUGUGAUUUCAAGCACACUUUUAAGAUUUAAGUGUUUAAUCUGUGCAAAGUACAUUUAUUCAAGAUCUACUUUAAGGAGCCCUGCUGCAUUAGUAGAAAUUUAUACCCCCCCCCC
Molecule: messenger RNA, 5022 nt
Organism: Pristis pectinata (smalltooth sawfish)
Lineage: Eukaryota; Metazoa; Chordata; Chondrichthyes; Rhinopristiformes; Pristidae
Gene: ikzf4
Product: IKAROS family zinc finger 4
Exons: 9
Coding region: 797-2380 (527 amino acids)
Biological process (GO): regulation of transcription by RNA polymerase II
Molecular function (GO): DNA-binding transcription factor activity; RNA polymerase II cis-regulatory region sequence-specific DNA binding
Source: RefSeq, a predicted model, not a curated record